AUGUCUAUGAUACCAAAAAUGCUUCUCUUCUUUUCACCACUAGUGUUGUUUCUUCUCGUUUUGCUCUAUAAAUUUGUACACUCAAAGAUAUGGAUCCCAUUGAAAAUCCGUAGCCACUUAAAAGGUCAAGGCAUAAGAGGCCCUGCCUACCGUCCGAUUUUCGGUAACACGGCUCAGAUCAGGCGUUUGCAUGCCGAAGCAUUAUCAUCAAAGUCCACUUGUUUCAAUCACGAUGUCCUUCACAAAGUGAUUCCAUUUUACUAUUCAUGUUCACAAGUGUACGGGAAGACGUUCCUUUACUGGUUUGGGCCGAGGCCCAGGCUGGGCACAUCCGAUCCGGAGAUAAUUAAGGAGGCUCUUAUGAACACGAGUGGGUGUUUUGAGAAGGCCCGGUUCGACCCACUUAUGAAGAUGCUCUUUGGACAGGGCCUUAAUGGGCUUCGUGGUAACAAAUGGGCUUUACAUAGAAAGAUAGCAAACCAGGCCUUCAGCAUAGAGCGAAUUAAGAGUUGGGUGCCAGAAAUAGUGGCUAGCGUAACAAAAAUGGUGGAGAAGUGGGAGGACAUAAGAGGAGAAAGAGAAGAAAUUGAAGUAGAAGUACAUAAAGAUCUCCAUGACCUCUCGGCGGAUGUGAUAUCAAGGACAGCUUUCGGAAGUAGUUAUGAAGAAGGAAAGCGAAUAUUUGCAUUACAAGAUCAACAAAUGCGCUUAUUCGCCGAGGAUAUGAGAAGUGUCUACUUACUAGGGUUCAGGUUUUUGCCGACCAAGAAGAACAUGGAGAGGUGGAGAUUGGAGAAGGAAACUCGCGAAUCGAUACGAGCAUUGAUAAAAUCAAACAGAAAAUCAGAAGGAAAUUCUGGGAAUCUACUUAGCUUACUAAUGCUUACCCAUGAAACUAAUGAUCAAGAUGAUGAGACAUUGUUGUCUGUGGAGGAAGUUAUUGAUGAAUGCAAGACUUUCUACUUUACAGGGAAAGAAACAACUGCUAAUCUUAUUACUUGGGCACUUCUACUUUUAGCAUUAAACAAAGAUUGGCAAAACAAAGCGCGAGAAGAAGUAAUCCAGGUUUGCAGACAAAGUGAUGGGGUUCCGGUGGCAGGAAAUGUCAAUGAUCUUAAACUCGUAAGUAUGAUACUGGCCGAGACGCUUCGACUCUACCCACCGGUGGUGAUGUUGGUGAGAGAAGCAGCAAAGGACGUUAAGAUUGGUAGUCUUGAAAUUCCAGCCAAGACACAGCUACUGCUGGCUUUGGCUGCUGCGCAUCACGACACUGAUAUAUGGGGAGAAGAUGCUAAUGACUUCAAUCCACUGAGGUUUCAAGAGAAACACAUUGCUUCACUCUUCCCAUUCGGUCUAGGUCCCAGAAACUGUGUCGCUCAGAAUUUAGCAAUGUUUGAGGCAAAGAUUGUUCUUGCCAUGAUCCUCCAACAGUAUACAUUUGUGGUUUCACCCACAUAUGUUCACUCUCCAAUGUUGUUCAUAAGCUUGCGCCCUCAAUAUGGUGCACACAUCCUCUUUACAAGAAUCUCAAAGUAUUAAUUAAGAGAAUGUCAUUUUGUAUGGAGAUUUAAUUACUUGUGCUUUCUGUGUAAUAUGAAGUGUAUU
Tripterygium wilfordii is the source of this 1605-nucleotide messenger RNA. Its product is annotated as cytochrome P450 734A1-like. The transcript has 4 exons. Lineage: Eukaryota; Viridiplantae; Streptophyta; Magnoliopsida; Celastrales; Celastraceae. The coding region runs from base 1 to 1539 and encodes 512 amino acids. Gene Ontology annotation, molecular function: oxidoreductase activity, acting on paired donors, with incorporation or reduction of molecular oxygen; iron ion binding; monooxygenase activity. The record is from RefSeq and is a predicted model, not a curated record.